CUUUCCACAGAACACUCGCGACCGUCGCCCGGCCAACACGCGCUAUCGAUCAACUGACAAUAUCUCUGAAAUAACUCAUCGAUUAAUUUGAAUUUCGAAUUUAAAUAUAACGAAUAAUUCAAUUCGAAGUGUGUCGAAUUUCGAAUUUCCAAUUCGACAGUUUGGUGCGUUCCAUUUUGGAAUAUUUAAAUUGGGAAAACAGCGUAUUCCAGUUUAGAAUUUUCAAAUUUCAAAUUGGAUACGUUGUGCGAUCCAUUUUGGAAUUUUCAAAUUAAGGACAUAUUAUAGUGCGUUCCAUUUUCGAAUUUGGAAUUUAGUGUGGUGAAGAUAGAAUUUUUCGAACAAACUGCAAUGACCCCAGUGGGACUUCUGUUUAAAGUGAACAGUGAGGGCCUUUUCACGAGUCCAGUGAAUGCGUCCCCAGUAGACUACGCAAAGAUAUAUCCUGAUCCAGAAUCGGAGAAGGCUAUAAUGGGUUCGGUGGUGUACUGCAUCCACCACAAGGAGGGAUGCCAGUGGUCCGAUGAACUCAGAAAAUUGAAGGCGCACCUUAACACGUGCAAGCAUGACGCAGUGCUGUGUGCGGCGCAGUGUGGAGCCAUGAUACCUCGCGUGCUGAUGCAGGACCACCUGCGGUACACCUGCCCGCGGCGCAGGGCCAACUGCGAGCAUUGUGGAAAGGAGUUCUCCGGGAGUGCUUUGGAGGAGCACAGCGGCAACUGUGGCCACGAGCCGGUGUACUGCGAGAACAAGUGCGGCGCGAAAGUGCAGCGGCGGCACACGCAGCAGCACGUGCAACAGCACUGCAGCAAGCGGCUCGUGCCCUGCCGGCACUGCGGCCAACGCUACACGCAGGACACGGUGAGCGCGCACGGCGCGACUUGCGCGCGCGCGCCGGUGCCGUGCCCGCAGCGCUGCGCCGCGGCGCCCGCGCGCGACGAGCUCGACGCGCACCUGCGGGAGCACUGCGCCGCCGCCGCGCUGCCCUGCGCCUACAGGGACGCGGGCUGCCGGUUUAAGGGCACGCGCCAAGCCCUCGACCGUCACACAGAAGAGAGCUGUCAAGCGCACCUCGCGCUCGUAUGCGGAGUGGCCACGCGCCAGGCGCGGCAGCUAGAAGCACUGCGUUCUGCUCUGGCAAGACUCGCUCUCAACCAAUCUGGAGCCCUUGUGUGGAGGGUCACGGACUUUGCCGCCAAAAUGGCAGAGGCCAAGUGCAAGGAAGGCGUAGAAUUAAUUUCCCCUGCGUUUUACACGAGCCAGUAUGGAUAUAAAUUGCAGGCGUCGCUAUUUUUAAACGGCAACGGUGCCGGCGAAUCUACGCAUAUGUCGGUUUACAUCAAAAUCUUGCCCGGCGAAUACGACGCUUUGCUUCGUUGGCCGUUCGCUCACACCGUCUCUUUCACACUAUUCGACCAAAGCUCCACGCCAGACAGAGCAUGCAAUAUCGUCGAGAGCUUCGUCCCAGACCCCACGUGGAAGAACUUCCAACGACCCUCCAAGGAACCUGAUGCGUUAGGUUUCGGCUUCCCCAGGUUCGUCUCGCACGAAAUGCUCAAAAAAAGGAAUUUCGUCAAAGAUGACGUCCUCUUCCUCAGGGUCAAAGUCGACCCGAGCAAAAUAGUCGCCGUGUAAACCAAAAUAGUCACUGUUAUUUAGUAUUAGAUAAUUUAAAAGUCAUAGAUGUAAUGUGUACAUAGCUAGAUAUAGAUCCGUUCGGAUAGUUGUACUGGCAAGUUAUUGAGCUUGUUUAAAAUUUCUAUUCCCGAUUUCCUUUGACUAAUUGGUAGCUGUAAAUACUUAGUUAAGAGCGCGUUCGCUGCAUUGUUAUCCUUUCACUGAAGAUCUCUUGAAUUUCAUUGCCGACGGAAGAACGUAACAAACUGAGCUUGUUUCAAAGUAAAUCGGCUUAAAAUAUUUCUACACCAAUAUCUUGUGCCAUAUAUUUUUAUAAUACACACAUUUUUAUAGUAUCCUGCAAAAAUCGUGUGUAAUGUGUUGCAACCGUUUGUUCGUAAGACAUUUUUGGUCGCCUUGUACAGAUUAAAAAAGGCGUUUUGAAAAAUGUAUGAACUAGAAUUAUUUAAACAUAUAUUAAUAUUACCUUUGAGACACGUUUAGGUUUGUUAUUCGGCAGAUCUUUGUAUAUAUAAUUCUUAUUUGCAUAAUUUAUCAAAAUAUAUAUUUAUUGUAUAUACAGAUUGACAUCUUCGAAUUGUAUUGUAAAUAUAAAGAAAUAAAAUAAAAUCUCGUAUUUGUGUGUUUAACAAGCUGGAGCUAGACCAAAGUGUUUUGAUAACUUUGCGUGAGAAAAAAGAUGUUGUACAUUAAGUAGAGCAAAGUUAUUCAACGCAAAUAAAAGACGGCCAAGUCGUUAACUUUUAUUUUAUUUGUAAGCGUUUGUGUCAAAUAUAAUCUCGUUUAUUUUCUAAGUGUCGCAAAAUCAUUUUCUAAAUUAUACUUUGGAUCUCUAGAGAACGCUUGCUUGAUUGAAAAUUAAUCUCAACCGUAAUGUUACAUUCCAGAGCAUUAUUGUAAGAACGAUAUUAUAAUAUGUCGUGACAACAUAAUAUUUUGUAUUCCUCUAUAGUCUAAGUAUUAAAGACGUAUUUCUUACGAAGCGUGUAAGCAAGCUUGAAGUCAUGCUGUCCUACUCUAACUCAAUGAAACCAGUAAUCGUGAAAAGGACAGCAUAAUUUCCGGCGGUGCGAUUUACAUUUUUGUUUUUACGAGUGUUUUUUCAUUCAGAUCAAUGCCAAUGUCUUACGAUAAGUUUAGGUUUCAAUCUAGAGAUUUAGAUCUUUUAGAUAACCUAGCUUAGAUUUUAAGUACCUUAUGAAUAAUGACAAUGAGACUAACAAAUUUAGUUUUUAAUUAGCUAUAAGUUGCGUUUACGCAUUCAUAAUGUAUGUACAUGAUAGUUUAUAAGGUGAAAAAUAUAUUUUUUCCUUAAAA
Zerene cesonia (dogface butterfly) is the source of this 2955-nucleotide messenger RNA. It is a transcript of the gene Traf4, whose product is annotated as TNF receptor-associated factor 4. The record is from RefSeq and is a predicted model, not a curated record. Gene Ontology annotation, biological process: protein K63-linked ubiquitination; positive regulation of JNK cascade; regulation of canonical NF-kappaB signal transduction. The transcript is spliced from 8 exons. Gene Ontology annotation, molecular function: zinc ion binding; protein binding. The coding region runs from base 352 to 1635 and encodes 427 amino acids. NCBI's taxonomy places the organism in Eukaryota, Metazoa, Arthropoda, Insecta, Lepidoptera, Pieridae. Gene Ontology annotation, cellular component: plasma membrane signaling receptor complex.